This is a messenger RNA of Nelumbo nucifera (sacred lotus), 1396 nucleotides long. Its product is annotated as agamous-like MADS-box protein MADS2. The record is from RefSeq and is a predicted model, not a curated record. Lineage: Eukaryota; Viridiplantae; Streptophyta; Magnoliopsida; Proteales; Nelumbonaceae. Gene Ontology annotation, biological process: positive regulation of transcription by RNA polymerase II. Gene Ontology annotation, molecular function: protein dimerization activity; DNA-binding transcription factor activity; RNA polymerase II transcription regulatory region sequence-specific DNA binding. Gene Ontology annotation, cellular component: nucleus.
GAAAAAAAUAUUUGCAGACUCCCUUUUAUUCUGGUCUGGAAAACCUGUGUGGGUUGUGAAGCAAAGCUAAGUGAGAGAGAGAGAGAGCAGAAGUGCAGAGCAGCAGAAGCGAACGGAAGAAGAAGAUCAAAAAAAGAAACAAGAACAUUUAUACACCAACCCACGAAAGAGGAUCAGCUCUUAACUGAGAGGAGGUAGAGAAGGAAACGAAGAAGAAGAAGAGAAAACGAACAGAUAAUACACAUAUUUAACAAAGAUACGCUUUUUAGAGAGAUAAUCUAAUUAAUAUAUAAAAAAGAAGAGAGAGAGCAGGUGAAGAAGAAGAUGGGGAGAGGAAGGGUAGAGCUGAAGAGGAUCGAGAACAAGAUAAAUCGUCAGGUUACGUUCGCAAAAAGAAGGAACGGCCUUCUUAAGAAGGCUUACGAGCUCUCUGUUCUCUGUGAUGCCGAGGUUGCUCUCAUCAUCUUCUCUAACCGAGGCAAACUUUAUGAGUUCUGCAGCAGCUCUAGCAUGCUCAAGACCCUCGAACGUUACCAAAAAUGCAGUUACGGUGCACUGGAAGCUAGCCAGCCAGCCAAGGAGACACAGAGCAGCUACCAGGAAUAUUUGAAGCUGAAAGCAAGAGUUGAGGUCCUACAACGAUCUCAGAGAAACCUUCUUGGAGAAGACUUGGGUCCACUAAGCACAAAAGAGCUUGAACAGCUUGAGCAUCAGCUUGAGAUGUCUUUGAAGCAAAUCAGAUCAACAAAGACCCAAUUAAUGCUUGAUCAGCUGUCUGAUCUCCAAAGAAAGGAACAAAUGCUCCAAGAAGCUAACAGAGCCCUAAAAAGGAAGCUGGAUGAAAGUAGUUCUGAGAAUCCUCUUCGGCUGACAUGGGAAGCUGGUGGGCAAAACAUCUCUUAUAGUCGCCAGCCUUCUCAAUCAGAGGGGUUCUUCCAACCUUUGGAAGGCAAUUCAACUUUGCAAAUUGGAUAUAAUCCUGUUGGUCCAGAUCAGAUAACUGUUGCUGCUUCAGCCCAAAAUGUCAAUGGUUAUAUUCCUGGGUGGAUGCUUUGAGUUUUGAUUUCCUGAGAAAAUCUAUAUUUUCUUGUGGGAAAACUACCAGGUGGAUGGAUUUUAGUUGCUUAGCAUAAUCUGGUAUGUGAAAGUUGUAAGUAUUGUCGAAAAUGGAAAACAAUAACAACUAUUUUAUCAGUAUGUAAUUAUAAAGACCAAGAUAACACUGACUUUGAACUCCUCUAGCAUUCUGCAUUCUGGAAGUCACUGGUCAGAAAGUAGAUGUCAAGGGUAAUAUGUAAUUGUGAUGUUUGAAGAUGUUUUAAGAAAUACAGUGUCUUUUUGGACUCUUGAUGUAAAUAUGUUUUGAUCAUUUCUAUAAAGAUCUGUGGUCUGAAUG